Molecule: messenger RNA, 2548 nt
Organism: Lycium ferocissimum
Lineage: Eukaryota; Viridiplantae; Streptophyta; Magnoliopsida; Solanales; Solanaceae
Product: subtilisin-like protease SBT3
Exons: 1
Coding region: 91-2394 (767 amino acids)
Biological process (GO): proteolysis
Molecular function (GO): serine-type endopeptidase activity
Source: RefSeq, a predicted model, not a curated record
ACUUUGGCUUCUUAAUACCUCUCCCUCUAUAUAAGUAAGACAACAUCAAGUUUAAGAAAUUAUCCCCUCCUCCAUUCAUUGCUCAGAAAUAUGGCUAAUUCUAGCACAAUGGGUCUUUGCUUCUUUGCCAUCUUAAUUCUUCUACUUCCAUCAACAACGGCUCAAUCAGAAACGUAUAUUAUCCAUAUGGAUUCAUCAGCCAUGCCAAAAGUUUUUUCUAGCCAUCAUGCUUGGUACUUGGCCACUCUUUCUUCUGUAUUAAACAGCUCAAGUCUUGACAGUACAAUUAGCAGAAACUCCCUGGCCUCCUCAAAACUAGUCUAUGCUUAUACUGAUGCCAUACAUGGUUUCAGUGCAAGUCUUUCUCCUUCUGAGCACGAAGCCAUCAAAAAUUCUCCAGGCUAUGUUUCUUCAGUGAAGGACAUGACAGUAAAACUUCACACGAGCCACACGUCCUACUUCCUUGGCCUCAACUCAAUGUCUGGUGCAUGGCCAAAGUCAGACUAUGGCAAAGGUGUUAUCAUUGGUGUAGUUGAUUCAGGGGUUUGGCCAGAGAGUAAAAGCUACAGUGAUGAUGGGAUGAGUCAGGUUCCAUCAAGAUGGAAAGGAGCAUGUGUAAGUGGCACUCAGUUUAAUUCUUCUUUGUGCAACAAAAAGCUCAUUGGAGCCCGUUAUUACAACAAAGGCCUACUUGCUAAAGUGAAAAAUCUUACCAUCACAAUGAAUUCUCCCCGUGAUACAGAUGGACAUGGAACUCACACUUCCUCAACUGCUGCAGGAAAUCUUGUAGAGGGUGCAUCUUACUUUGACUAUGCCCCUGGCACUAUUAGAGGCGUGGCGCCAAAGGCUCAUGUGGCCGUGUACAAGGCUUUCUGGGGUGGAGGUGGUGCCUCAUCUGAUAUUCUGGCUGCAAUGGAUCAGGCAAUUAUGGAUAAGGUGGAUGUCUUAUCCUUGUCAUUCGGCUUCGACUACCCACCUCCACUAUAUAUGGAUACUGCUGUUAUUGCUGCAUAUAGAGCAAUGGAGAAAGGUAUAUUCGUUUCCGCCUCAGCAGGAAAUGGUGGGUCAGACGAUCGAUCUUUAAGUAACGAGGCACCUUGGAUUCUCUCUGUUGCUGCCAGCACAGUUAAUCGCGCCCUUUUCAGGAAUUUAACUCUUGGUAAUGGAGUUUCAAUUGAAGGAUUCUCUCUCUACGCUGGGAAUUCCAGUUCAAGCGAUACCUCCAUUGUCUUACUUAAAACAUGCUUAGAUAAGAAGGAAUUUCAAAAUGUCACGGACAAAUUUGUUGUCUGCCUUGACAAAAACGGGUUAAUAGAUAACCAGGUUGAAAAUGUGAGAGAUUCAAAAGCUGCUGGUGCUAUCUUCAUAUCAAAUGACGUUGUCACAUACGUGGAAUUAUUCAUCAAAACAGAAUUCCCAGCCGUUUUUUUGAAUCUCAAAGAUGGUGAUGAAGUUUUGAAGUACAUCAACUGCAGCUCCAUGCCAAAAGCAAGGAUUGGACUCCAAGGGACACGAAUUGGUGUCCAAUCAGCACCAGCAGUAGCACAUUUUAGUUCGAGGGGACCAUCAAAGUACUGCCCCUUCAUCCUCAAACCCGACCUGACAGCUCCUGGUGACUUGAUACUAGCUUCAUGGCCUCCAAUAGCAUCAGUGAGUGGCAAAUUUGAACUUUACAAUAUAUUCAACAUUGAUUCCGGUACAUCAAUGUCAUGUCCACAUGCUGCUGGUGUAGCUGCACUUCUGAAAGAGGCGCACCCUGAAUGGAGCCCUGCUGCCAUCCGAUCAGCCAUGAUGACUACAGCAUAUGUGUUGGACAACACACAGAGCCCCAUCCAAGACAUAGGUAAACAGAAUGCUGCUGCCACACCCCUUGCUAUAGGAGCUGGCCAUAUCAAUCCUAAUAAGGCAAUGGAUCCUGGACUCAUCUAUGACAUAACUCCACAAGAUUACAUUAAUCUUCUUUGUGCUCUAAAUCUCACAUCGAAACAGAUAAAAACCAUCACUAGGUCCUAUUAUACUUGCUCCAGCCCAUCAUUGGACCUAAACUAUCCAUCUUUCAUUGGUUAUUUCAAUAGUAACAGCAGCAAGUCGGAUCCUACAAGGAUACAGGAAUUCCAGAGGACAGUCACUAAUGUAGGAGAUAAUGUAUCAGAAUAUACAGCAAUGCUGGCUCCAAUGCCUGGAUUUAAAGUUAGUGUUGUUCCUGAAAAGUUGGUUUUCAAAGAGAAGUAUGAAAAGCAAAGCUACAAGCUGAGGAUUGAAGGUCCAACACUAAUGGAUGAUUCUCUGGUUCAUGGUUCUGUACGCUGGGUGGAAAAGAGAGGUAAAUAUGUGGUGAGGAGUCCCAUUGUUGCCACAAGCCUAAACGAUGAUCCUUUUUUCAGGACGCGCUGAUUACUGAAUAUACACUAAGUUGUCUUCUGAGAAUAUGAUAUGCAAAAUACAUACUUGUGAAGUAAAACAAUAUGGUUCACAAUAUUAUUGCCAUGUCAGACAGUAAAAGAUUUUUCAGGUUGAUGAAAUAAAAGUUUCUGCGAUGAUUAAUUGA